ACAAGCUGUCGACGAUGCCAGUCGUAGUCCAGAAUUUUUCUACAUCAUACACGACCUUCUGAUUUCAAAACAGGAUUCCAAACACACACUCUUUCUAUUCGAUUCCGAAUCUUUUAUUUUGUAAAAUCAUAACGGAAGCGUGAGCGCCGGAGUGCCGAUAGAUACCAGGUGACCAUAUGACAUAUGGACUCGUUCUCCUCCGAUCCGCAUCUACGUUGAUCUCAUAUAUAUAUGUAUAUAUAUGUAUGCUUUUAAUUCCAAUUUCAAAACUGUGCAAAUUGAGACGCGCGUGGUCUGCGAGUGAAAUAUACAAAUUGUCCAGUCGCUGCCGCUGAUCCCAAAACUAAUUCGGCAGGAUUCAAUCCACGUGAGCCGAUAUUACGAAAAAUUCAAGAACUGCUUCAUGAGUUGGCGGUGGGAAGCCCUAAAAGGACGAAGUAGAAUACAUAUUGCGUUCGGUGGAGCUCAACAUCAGAACGGGAUCAAAUAGAGAUAUUUUACGUGUUUUGUUUCGUGUGUUCCCCGUGUUCAAGGUCCUGAACUGUUUCGAGGACAGCUCAUCGCAUUGACAACAGUUCUGGUUGCAUCUUGGGAUUCACGUUACGUUUGUUUUUUUUCUAAUUUUUAUUGUGCAAAUUACCAGUUUACUUUCAAGCACCACACACAUAUCCAUACGCCAAGUUGCAGGGUCGCUUCGUCUCCUAGUUAGCCACCAUUCUACAUAUCCUGCGAAUCCUGCCUCCUUUUACGGUGAAGCAGCCAAGCGGUGCUGGAGCUCUCGUGGCUCUGCCACUCCAGGAAGCUGGUGAUGCUAGAGUCGCAACCAGCGUAACUAGAAACCCACUGCGAUCACAUCACAGCUCAUCGGCACCUUGUAGCUGGCGAAGAAGUCCCAGCAUCCCAAUUGGCAGUAGCGAGCACAAGGUUAGGGGGCAAGGAUAGGGAUCAGCAGAGGGCCAAGGAGAAGGAGCAGGCAAUGGCCAACCCAACCAAUAUUCCCGCUCACGAGCGACGCAUCCAUGAGCUGGACCAAACCGUAGAACGCAUCUUCGAUGUGCGAAAGCGCCUGGGCAAGGGUGCCUAUGGCAUCGUUUGGAAGGCCACGGAUAGGCGACAGAAGAACACGGUGGCCCUGAAGAAGAUCUUCGAUGCCUUCCGCGAUGAAACCGAUGCCCAGCGCACCUACCGUGAGGUGAUAUUCCUGCGCGCCUUUCGCCACCAUCCCAACAUCAUCCGACUGGUGGAUGUCUUCAAGGCCGCCAACAAUUUGGAUUUUUAUUUGGUGUUCGAGUUCAUGGAAAGCGAUCUGCACAACGUGAUCAAGAAGGGCGAUAUCCUCAAGGACAUUCACAAGCGUUUCGUCAUGUACCAGCUGAUCAAUGCCAUCAAGUACAUGCACUCGGGCAACGUCAUCCACCGGGAUCUGAAGCCCAGCAACAUCCUGAUCGAUAGCAAAUGCAGACUCAAAGUGGCCGACUUUGGCCUGGCCAGAACCCUCUCCUCGAAACGCAAGGCCGACUAUGAUGCUUUGGACCAGGAGGGCAUGUUGACGGAUUAUGUGGCCACUCGUUGGUAUCGCGCCCCCGAAAUUCUGGUCGCCAGUCGCAGCUAUACCAAAGGCAUCGAUAUGUGGGGCCUGGGCUGCAUUCUGGGCGAGAUGAUCAGACAGAAGCCUCUAUUCCAAGGCACAAGCACUGUCAAUCAGAUUGAGAAAAUCGUGACUGCCCUGCCGGAUGUGACGCAGCGGGACAUCGAUUCGAUUGGAGCCAGCUUCGGCACCGUCCUGCUGAGCAAGAAGAUCCAUCGCGACCGACGCCAUUCGCUGGACGAGAUGUUGAGGAAUUGCUGUGAUGACGCCAUUUCGCUGGUCAAGUCCCUGCUGGUGCUGAAUCCGCAUCUGCGGCUGACCGCCAAGGCGGCCAUUCAGCAUCCGUAUGUGAGUCGCUUCCGGACCGCGUCGGCGGACAUGGAGCUCCGCGUGGACAUCCAGCCGCCGCUAAGGGACGAUGUACGCUACGGAGUCGACCAGUACCGCAACAAUCUGUACGACAUGAUGGGACGCGAGUCCAGCAGCAGUGCCCGCACGCUCAGCAAUGCCACACCAUCCACGCCGUCCAAUCGGGAUGACUCCGUGAAAACCGUCCGAGUCACGUCGCGAACCAGGACAGCGAGUGUCAGCCAAGCGACCACAACCCCGGCGGAGAGAAAGAAGGAUACGUAUUCCUUCGAGGUGACCCAGACGCGCAGGAAAAUAAAGCUGCUGGUCUCCACACCCAAGACGAAGGCAAAGGAGACCAAUCGCACGGAGAACGCUGUUUCGCAUGCCCAUAUUGCCCCGUCUCCUGCGGCUGUUCCUGCUGCUGCUGCUGCUGCUCCUGCUCCUGCUCCACCUGCUCCUCCUUCUACAAUGGGAAAAUCAGGCGAGAAAACUGCACAAAAAAGCCGCCACAACCAUGUGCCCAUCCAACGGGAAUUGGCUGCCGUGGCAGCGGUGGCUCGGCGCAAGAAGAGCACCUGGCAAUCGCAGGCGCAGACGCAAGGGAAAUUUCAUGCCGAGGCAAAGGCCCAAGUUCAGGCGCUGCUCCUCACACAGAAAAUAAACAUCGAUGGUUCCCCCGCGAGGAUGCGCCAGGAUACCCAUACCCAUGGCCAGACGGAGGCGACAGUGCCCCCACCAAUGAAUCGUUCGCUGCGCAAGAUAAGCCAAGAGAAGAAGCCCAAGGAGAAACCCCACAAGGCUGAGGUCAGCAAGCCCACCGUUGUGACGACAUACCACAGAAGGGAGCGGUACCUCACGGCCGAGGAGAGGAUGCAGCGCCGGCAGCUGGAGAUUCAGCAGAAGAAGGAGGAGGAAAAGGUGCGCCGGCAGCAGAUGAAACAGGAGCACGAGCUGAGGGUGAGCCAGCGCAGGCGGAUGACCGAGAACUAUCGACUCAUGGAGGCGGAACGCGAUCAGUUGGAGGAGAUGGCCGAGCAGGAGGCGCAGGCCAAGGCGUACAAGGAGAUAGCACGGAAGGUGUGGCAGCUCACCGAGAGGAAGGAGGAUGACUCGUUGCACAAGGAUCAGAAGGAUGAUUCGACCAUCUUAAGCUCAUGCGCUAGCAAAUGCUAUCGCGAACGGAUCAGUCACCUGGAGCUAGAGAUGGAGAAGUGCAAGGAGCAGUUGGUGGACUUUGUCGAGGAGCAUCGGGAUCUGCUGGACUACGACAACUUGCGCUACCACUUGGAACAGCUGCAGCCCUUAAAGAAGGACAGUGAGCACGAGGAUGGGGACGACGGUAGACCACUACCGGAGGGCAGUGGAGAUCCCGGCUCCCAAAGCUACGAGACCUUUCUCCAGGACCAAGAAAAGGAGCGACAGCGCCAGGUGCAGGAGUUCUUGGCCCGCGACGAGACCAAUGAGUACGAUAACCUCAAUCUGGACAACGCCUACAGAGCCAAGUACUAUCAUCUGUUUAGGGAAAUAACAGGUGGAUCCUCCUCGCCGGACAGUGGAAGACGCGAUUCCGGUUCGGAGCCAUCCCCUGAGCGGGAUUACACGCGCGACUAUGCCGACUACUUUCCCAACUACUCCGACCUGGAGGAGGAUUGGAAAGAACAGGCGCAACCGGUGGAGCCGACGCGGCAGCACGAACGCACAGAAAAGUCACGCCGGAUGAAGGAGCGCCUGGAGGAUCAACGCCAACGCCGGGAGCGCCUGCUGGCCCAGCAGAAGGCCAGCCGGAAGCAGCACGAAGAACUGGGACUCCAUCACAAGGUGCACCGCCAUCAUCACCAGCACCACGCAGCCAGUGGACCUCGCUACGAUCCCAUGCGUCUCAGGGAGCGCGACAUUCAGGAGGCGAACUUCUCCACGGAGCUCAUCUGAUCUGUCCUUGAAUAUUUGUCCCAGUCUUGACGCAAUAUAUAUUUUAAAACUCGAA
Molecule: messenger RNA, 3923 nt
Organism: Drosophila santomea
Lineage: Eukaryota; Metazoa; Arthropoda; Insecta; Diptera; Drosophilidae
Gene: Erk7
Product: extracellular signal-regulated kinase 7
Exons: 9
Coding region: 977-3868 (963 amino acids)
Biological process (GO): intracellular signal transduction; protein phosphorylation
Cellular component (GO): nucleus; cytoplasm
Molecular function (GO): MAP kinase activity; ATP binding
Source: RefSeq, a predicted model, not a curated record